Molecule: messenger RNA, 1080 nt
Organism: Carica papaya (papaya)
Lineage: Eukaryota; Viridiplantae; Streptophyta; Magnoliopsida; Brassicales; Caricaceae
Biological process (GO): endoplasmic reticulum to Golgi vesicle-mediated transport; vesicle fusion with Golgi apparatus
Cellular component (GO): trans-Golgi network; membrane
Source: RefSeq, a predicted model, not a curated record
GCGAAAACACUACAAACUGCACAAAACACAGAAAAAAAAUUCAAAUCUUUCGUCUCAGCAAGAUAAUAACCGUUGUAAAUUCUGCGGGGCGGAGUUCAUAGCGUCCAUAUAAUCCCACUGAAGAAUCUCAUAUUCACUUGUUGAUCUCCAGGAAGAAGCCACUGUAAAAAAUGGCAAAAGAAUUUAAUGUCCCCCCCGUUGUCUUCCCAUCCGGCGGAAACCCAGGCCCUACCUCUGCCACGCAGCGCCGCCCCACGGCUCCCUUCCAACCGCCGCGAUCUUCAAAUACCAUCCCUUUUGUCUCCUUCGAUGUGGGAUCCGCCACUUCUUCCACUUCCGCCGCCCCUUUCCCUACCUUAUCCUCAACAACCAUUGCCUCAUCCACUUUCGACGACGAGCCGCCGCUGCUUGAAGAACUGGGUAUAAAUACUAAGCAGAUUUGGAGCAAAACAUAUUCUAUCCUUAACCCAUUUCGUGUGAACCCGGAUCUCCACGAGGACGGCGACCUUUCGGGUCCAUUUUUGUUCUUGAUCGCAUUUGGCUUGUUCCAGUUGCUGGCUGGGAAGAUCCAUUUUGGGAUCAUCUUGGGUUGGGUCACUGUGGCGGCGAUUUACUUAUAUGUGGUAUUUAAUAUGUUAGCUGGGAGGAAUGGUAGCUUGGAUUUGUAUAGGUGCUUGAGCAUGAUUGGAUACUGUAUGCUUCCGAUGGUGAUUUUGUCCGCGAUUUCGCUGUUUUUGCCGCAAGGUGGUGUGGUCAUUUUCGCGCUUGCUGCUCUUUUUGUGAUAUGGUCGACGAGGGUUUGUACCAGGCUGUUGAUUGAGGUAGCCAGGUGGGACGAGCAUCGUGGGCUUGUUGGGUAUGCUUGUUUCUUGAUUUACAUGCUUUUCUCGCUGUUGGUGAUCUUCUGAAUGGGGCAAUCUGCACUCUCUUCUGGUUCUUAUGGUUUAGCUUCAUAAGAAGUUUUUUUCUUCUGCUGUGAUAGGCUUUUUUCUGUUUGAUUAAAACUUGUUGACGAAUGUUAGUUGUCAUAGAAAAUGAGAAUGAUUCGGCAAAUAAAUGCAAUUUGUUAUUCUUUAGUUC